UAAAUAGCAAACUCCAUGUAUCAACUUAAACACCAUCCAUCACAAGUUUGCUAGAGUUUUAAGUAUUUAACUCAUCCUCUUUCUCAUUUAAGAAAAGCACAAGUUUCAGUAAUUGAAAAUGGAGGCUGCUGCGAGUGGAGCAAAGUACGAGUGCCUACUCUUCGAUAUGGACGACACUUUGUACCCUUUGAGUUCGGGAAUCAACUUAGCUUGCCGCAAAAACAUUCAGGAUUACAUGUUGCACCAUCUCAGAAUCGACGAAAGUCAAGUCCCUGAGUUGUGCUUGGAAUUGUACAAAGAGUUUGGCACGACGAUGGCCGGUCUUAAGGCGUUAGGCUUCGAGUUCGACAAUGAUGAAUUUCAUGCUUAUGUUCACGGAAGGCUGCCGUAUGAGACAUUGAAACCUGAUCCAGUGCUGAGAAGUCUGCUACUCUCAAUGCCGCAGAGAAAAAUAAUAUUCACGAAUGCUGAUCAAGCGCAUGCGACGCAAGUUCUUAGCAGGCUCGGAUUAGAGGACUGUUUCGAGGGCGUAAUAUGCUUCGAAACACUCAAUCCGACAGCUCUGCCGAGCUCAGAAGACGACAGAAUCGACUCUUUCACGCAUUUGACUGAUAACAAUCAGGGAUUUCUGAUCAAUAGCGAAACGGACGACUGUUCGAAACCUGCAAAAUUGCCAAUCCUCUGCAAACCUUCCAUUGAAGCUAUCGAAGCCGCCAUUCGUAUCGCAAACAUCGACCCCAGGAAAACAAUCUUCUUCGAUGAUAGUCCACGAAACAUAGCUGCAGGAAAGGCGGCAGGCUUCAAUACAGUCAUUGUCGGGCGAUCGGCUCUUGUCGCGGGGGCGGAUCACGCGUUGGAAAGCAUUCACAACAUAAAGGAAGCACUUCCUGAGAUAUGGGAAGGCCGCGAAGAUCAGUGCGACAGUGCUGUUGCUUCGACAGCCGCAGUCGAAACAUUCGUCCUCGCAUGAAAAAUGUUUCAGAAUAGUAGUAUGUAGAACACCUAACAAUCAUAUAUUGUAGUAACUGUGACUUAUCCACAAUCUAAUGAAGGAAUGUAAAACUAUUUCCUUAAUUUUAAGUUGAGGAAAGAAUAAAUGAUACCAAGAUAUCAAUCUAUGCUUAGCUACUUUUCAGUUGUCUGAAAUGAA
Ananas comosus (pineapple) is the source of this 1150-nucleotide messenger RNA. RefSeq lists its product as uncharacterized. Lineage: Eukaryota; Viridiplantae; Streptophyta; Magnoliopsida; Poales; Bromeliaceae. The transcript has 8 exons. Bases 119 to 970 code for a protein of 283 amino acids. The record is from RefSeq and is a predicted model, not a curated record.